GCCUGAAAGCACCACUAUGGGAGGGUCUUGUGAGGAACAGUUCGGCCGCUUACUCGACCCCUCACUCUGAUUACAGCUGCUUCCAGGGAAAGGACGCAGCGGGAGGGAAAUACGGAGGUCUUUGCAAUUUGAAAGCAUCCUGUGGGAAAGAUGGCAGCCAUCAGGAAGAAGUUGGUGAUAGUUGGGGAUGGUGCAUGUGGGAAGACCUGUUUGCUCAUCGUCUUCAGUAAGGACCAGUUCCCAGAGGUCUACGUCCCCACUGUGUUCGAAAACUACAUCGCUGACAUUGAAGUGGAUGGCAAACAGGUGGAGUUAGCGUUGUGGGACACAGCAGGUCAGGAAGACUAUGACAGGCUGAGGCCUCUCUCGUACCCCGACACAGAUGUCAUCCUCAUGUGCUUCUCCAUAGACAGCCCCGACAGUUUAGAGAACAUUCCCGAGAAAUGGACGCCUGAAGUGAAACACUUUUGUCCCAACGUCCCUAUUAUUCUUGUGGGUAACAAGAAAGACCUCAGGAAUGAUGAACACACACGCAGGGAGCUGGCCAAGAUGAAACAGGAGCCGGUGAAGUCUGAGGAGGGCAGAGACAUGGCCAACCGCAUCAGUGCCUUUGGCUACCUGGAGUGCUCUGCGAAGACCAAGGACGGCGUGCGAGAGGUGUUUGAGAUGGCUACCAGAGCAGCGCUGCAGGUCCGCAAGCGCAAGAAGAGGGGAGGCUGCCAGCUACUGUAAAGGGAUGGAGUUUGAUGGCCAGUCAGCCCCUUACACUUGGAGAAACCUUAAAUCAGUUGCUUCCGUGGACUAUACAUACUUCACAGAUGCAGAUAUGCCACCGAAGAAUAUGAAAGACUGACACACCUGUUUAAAAGCAAAACAAAUCAGCCUCUUUUUUUUCUCUUUUUCUUUUAAAGAAACCUCUGCUACUCACACUGUCAGUUUUCUUUCUGAUCAUUUGGUGUUUUGUUUUCCUUCACCAGCUUGUUUGUGUUAUGGGCCUGUCCCCUUCCUUCGAUAUGAAUGUAUGUUUGUAUUUAUAUGUGCAUAUUCCUUACAAAUAUAUCAUGCGUCUGCCUCUGUGUUAUUGUUUACAGAGAAGGGUCUUGAAGCUCACAUAUGCCCACAGGCUGCCUUGCUGUCACGGCUGCAAGUUGCAGACGGUUUUAAAUUUGCUUAAAGUAGUAUGGAACCCCUGCUCCUCUUGAACCAACAUGUAUCACUCAAUCUUCUGCAGUUGCCAUCAGUCUAUUUCACUAUCAAUUUUACACCCUUAAUAUUCAAAGUGCUGAAUCAGCAGAGCCCUGUUUUCCCCUUUUUCCUCUGACACAAAAUGACUAAAUUUAGAGUUUCGCACUGCUUUAAUCCACUGAAACCUACAUAAACUGAAGCAGCAGCAAUCAUUUGUGUGGAGAGGUUUUGGACUUCACCUCACUCAGCCUCUCUUCCAUGGCGAUAGCUUAAACUGGCACUGGAGACAGUCAUCUAUUGUCAUGGUCACAAUACGCUCAGUCAUGCUCGCACUGGCUCUCACAGACUUGCCUCUGCCAUGACGUCACCCAACUCCUUCCCCAAACAAGCCUGCUGUCUGAACUCUGUUUUGUUGAUUCAGAUCCAGUAGGCAGUCAAUACGCAUCACUAAGUCCUGCAUUACCUGAGGACAAGUGCACACUGUAAUCUACAGGUUCGUGAAACUCCAUUGCACACUAUACAGCCGUAUUGAUAUUCAGAUUAAAGACCCAUUCUCUUUGUACAAGUUUUAAUAAAAUCCAACAGCUUAACUGACAACUCAGAUCUUGUUUUUAACAAUGUGCCGUCACCUCAGUUUGACUCGCCAGAUCAGCAGCUCCAUUGACAGAUUCAGAAUGGGGCUUUGUGAGGUGUUAAAGGUCUUUAUUUGACACGACACAUGACAUUCCUUGAGGUGAGAUUGGAAAAAAUGAGUGCAGUAUCCACUGUCCAGUCAAAAGUUUCCUCGAGUAGCCCUUAAAUAACAUUUUAAUGGGGCCAACUGAUAAACGGUGUGUAUGUAUGGGAACAAUGAUUCUGCAUCAAGGCCUAAAGCUAAAAUAUUUUUUAGUAAUUUUUUUUUUUUUUUUAAGAUACUGGUGUGUUAUAAAGGUUGUUCAGUGGAAAUUUACACAAGAAUUUGCAACAGAACUGGCAUAAAAAGCCCCAAUAGUCAGCUUUCUCAGUGGCUGCAACCUCAAUUUAAACUUCAAUAUUUUUCGGCAGGUGCGUGUUCUCGUUGCUGACAGAAUCUUUAGUCCACGCUUUGACACAGUCACUGUGUCUUCUGUGUUAUGGCUUGAAAAAAAAAGAUUCAUUACACAUCAGGUCCUGUCAUGAAAGAGCCCUGAACACACUGUAUCGAAGUGUGUUUAAUGGUCUCCACAGCAAUCGUAAACACCAUCAUAAGCAACUGUGGUGAUCUUUCUUUUUUUUCUACUACAUAGAGAUCAAAGUUUGGGCUUGGGCUAUUUCCUGGACAGUGCCUUUAUGUCUGUAAUGUCAAACACCAUAAUUCAAGAGAAAAUGUUGAUUGUGAUGAUGCUUUACAAACGGGAGUGGGAUGUGUUGAAUGUCUGGAUGAGACAAACGUCAAUAAAGUAUUUUUGAAAUACUACGUGAUCCUAA
This is a messenger RNA of Scatophagus argus, 2631 nucleotides long. RefSeq names its product rho-related GTP-binding protein RhoA-D. Gene Ontology annotation, cellular component: neuron projection. Gene Ontology annotation, molecular function: GTPase activity; GTP binding. The coding region runs from base 151 to 732 and encodes 193 amino acids. The record is from RefSeq and is a predicted model, not a curated record. NCBI's taxonomy places the organism in Eukaryota, Metazoa, Chordata, Actinopteri, Scatophagidae. Gene Ontology annotation, biological process: small GTPase-mediated signal transduction. The transcript has 5 exons.